This is a messenger RNA of Sinocyclocheilus grahami, 1172 nucleotides long. RefSeq names its product sequestosome-1-like. The record is from RefSeq and is a predicted model, not a curated record. Gene Ontology annotation, biological process: endosome organization; mitophagy; aggrephagy. NCBI's taxonomy places the organism in Eukaryota, Metazoa, Chordata, Actinopteri, Cypriniformes, Cyprinidae. The transcript is spliced from 4 exons. Gene Ontology annotation, cellular component: aggresome; amphisome. The coding region runs from base 70 to 1008 and encodes 312 amino acids. Gene Ontology annotation, molecular function: K63-linked polyubiquitin modification-dependent protein binding; protein kinase C binding; zinc ion binding.
UCAAGAAACCUGUUUUCUGCUGCGCAACACAACCCAGAGGCUCGCUUUUACACGCUAUUUCUCGCCACAAUGUCGAUGACAGUGAAAGCGUAUGUUAUCGGUAAGGACGACUGCCACAAGGAGAUCCGCCGCUUUGGCGUGGAUCAGGAUGUCUCGACAAGUUUUGAGUAUUUGAAGCUGAAAGUGCUCGAUGUUUUUCUCGGUCUCAGGACUGUGCCCUUUCAAAUGUACUACAAAGAUGAGGAUGGUGACUUGAUUGCUUUCUCCUCUGAUGAUGAGCUAAUGAUGGGCUUGGCUGUUGUGAAGGAGGGCACCUUCCGUCUCUACAUCAAGCAAAAAAAGGAGCACAAACCUGAUUCCUCACCUCACGGGAGCUUUGGGUUCUCAUUCAGCCUGCCUCAUGGAGUCCCCCACUUUAGCCCCCCAGGUCCUAAUCCUAUGGGUCCACCUCAUAUGGGGCCUCCCCAUCAUCACCCCCCUCCUCCUCAUCAUCACCCCCCUCCUCCUCAUUUCCCUCCGAUGCUGCACACAGGGGUGACCUGUGAUGGGUGCGAUGGGCCGGUGGCUGGAACACGUUUCAAGUGCACCGUUUGCCCCAACUAUAACUUGUGCUCCUCCUGCCAGAGCACAGGCCUCCACAAGGAGCACGCUCUCCUGCCCAUCUUUCACCCAAUCCCCAACAUGUCUGAGUGGUUCCCUCAUGGGAAGUUUUGGCAUAAGACGAGACCCUGCAUGUGGGCAAAUAACCAUGCUCAGGCUCAUGCUUAUGCUCAGGCCUCAAACCAGGCUCAGCCAGGUCCAUCUGGAGCCCAGCAAAACGAGGAUGCUUCUGAAAACAUGGAAGAGAACGGUGAGAUGCCACCAGUCAAAGGGUCUAAUAUAAAACGCAUACUGUGUCCGAAAGCUGAAAAAUGCUGCUUUAGCAGGCAGCAGAAGGAGGUAGGAGUGCAACAGGUCAUGUGUGAAUCCUGUAAUUGUGUCACAUCCUGUCUGCUGAGAUACAGUUGAACUAAAAAAUAAAAAGGUGUGCUACCUUUGUGCACCAACAAGUCAGCUGCCUUAGCUUUCGGAUGCAGCCAGUGGCCCAUUUAUAGACCACUUGGGCAGGAAAAUCUGUUUGGACGACUUAUGUAUAAAAUUUGUUACAAUGCUGUAGACCAACAUUUCCCUGA